This is a messenger RNA of Mesocestoides corti, 2865 nucleotides long. The record is from the annotation of a GenBank genome assembly. Lineage: Eukaryota; Metazoa; Platyhelminthes; Cestoda; Cyclophyllidea; Mesocestoididae.
AUGUGUGACGCUGUUGAGAAUGCUGCUUCCCACGCAGUCCGAAAGGUGGUAAAACGGCGGACGAAUGUGAAGGACAGGUUUGCCCUCUACCCCAGCUACCUGAAUGAUUUGACUGGCUCGUACUCCUGGUCGAUGCGGUUAUGUGCACUCUGGCUGUUUGUGGGAACGCUAGUCUUCCUUCUUGAAUUCCCUAUUCGCCGAGCCAUACGCAUCCCUGACCCCACGGAGCCUCAACAUGAACAGCUGAGUGACAACAUGACUCCCACUAAUUCCCCGUGGUGUCGUCACUUCGGAGGCCCGGCCACUCUCUCUGUUGAGGAUCUCACUCCGCGGGCACCCUCAAUUGUGGUCGCUUCAGUGCCACCGUCAAUAGCCAAGGCCGGUCUCUCAGACUCCACAAUCCCCUUCGUUUGCUCCCAAUCCGAUGAGGGCGAACGGUCUGUCCUGCUUGGGAAAACCUACGAACCCGCUGGCUACCCAGAAUUGCCGACAAAGGAUUCUUACCUUGAGCCAACACAAGAAGAAAUCGAAAAAAUAAUCUCGACCCCUGCAAUUGAUGGCGAAAAACUGAAUCAACUAAUAGACCUAAUAAACCAAAUGCCAAAAACCCAAAAUCCGCCUUACGCAGAGGAAGGGCAGGCUGGAGUUCAUUUGUCCGGUACUGACGGCUCUGGGCAUCGACAAAUGCCUACUGUUGAGAUGGACCACCGGGUCGACCAUAGUGGUCCUGGUGAGGCCGUCAUCCAGUCUCAAGACCAGAAAUCCGAAGUCUCAGUUCAAAGCCCGGAGUACAAGAAGGUCUGUGAAGUUGAGAUGGUUCCUUGUAUGGUUCCACGAUGUAGGGCUGUCAAUAAAGGUGCAGCACAACAAGACGACAUCAACAUUGGAACGCCUGGAAACGAUGCUGAAAAAUCUCGUCCAGGAACGUUUGAAGCCUAUGGUGACAAUUCAUACAACACGGGAUUUAACUUCGCAUCAGCUGGUUCCUACUCAAGCCUGACUGGUGCUGUUGGAGGUAUAGAAACUGGCCUCAAUGGCAUCGUAGGAGGUGUGAACACUGGCCUGAACGGAAUUACAGGAAGUGCAGGAUCUGGUCUUAACAGCUUAGCAGGUGGAAUUGGUGCGGGUCUCAGUGGCAGUUACGCGGCUGCUGCUCCUGCAUUUACCAGUGGUGUCCACGGUGCUAACAGCGGUGCUGGUGUUGGUGCUGGUGGACUCAAUGGAUACUUUGGCCAGUUCCUCGGAGGAAGCACUGCGGCUCUCAAUUCACCCUAUUUGGAAGCUGUUUUCACUUCAGCUCCAAGCGCACCCUUCAUGUCACCCACACAGCCAUUGGUGCUUGGAGACUUGUCGCGAUGGAAUUCUGUGCCCACGAUUUCAGCUCCCUCGGAUUUGGCUGAUGUCAAAAUUGGAUACAGUCUUAAUCAAAUCGAUGAAGAUGAAGUGGAAUAUGAGACCAAAUACGAGGAACGUAAGUUUGCCUGCCCCUCUUCACAUUCACCUCCCAACAUCAUUGAAUGCAGAGCCGACUUGGAGGAGUACAAUCGACAGGUUAGCCUGGCGAAAGAGGAGGCGGAGAAGAGGAGGAAGGAGCUUAUUAGUCAACGCGACGCAGAAGUGGCGAGGCGACGUGCCGAGGCGGAGCGCAACCUCGAGGAGGAAAUCGCACGUCGCAAGGCCGACGCCCAACGCGCCCGUGAUGAGGAGGUGCGACGUAAAAUUGCCGACGCCGAACGGAUUCGCAAGCAGAAGGAGCAGCAGCUGACUCAACUCUUUAGUCAGAAACUGAAGGCGUUGAGGGAUGCGGAGGCAGCCAAACGCGCACAAUACGAGAAAUCAAUUUUGGAGAUUAGCCAGAGAGAGGGGCCUAUUCGACAGCAAAUCGCCCUGGCUCAAAGUGGCUUACAGGAACUCGAAAUAUACAAGGCACAGAUCAGCGCCCAAGAGGUUGAACGAAGACGCCAAAUCGUCAUUCUGAGCGAACAGCUCAAAGGCCUCCGUGUGCCAAGCUACAGCGCAGACACUGGAUCGGAGAAAAAUUUGCUCGCUGAAUACUGCCAGCAGCUCUCGGAUAUCAAGUGCGAGGAAAAGGAACGCAUCUGUGCUGCAGAAGCAACACCGCUGCCGAAGAUUGAGUGUCCUGAAAUUCCAGAAGUCGAAAUACCGAACAUUCCGAAACCGGAGGCUCGUGAGAUUAAGAUCCCCAAAAUCAAGAUAAAGCGUGAGUCUCAACGACUGCUUGAGUUCGGUGACAUCGAUGUUGCUGCUGUCCAUAUUCCAAGCCACAGCCUCCAGUCGAACCAAUACAAAUGUCUGCACCUGUUUUCAACACUCCAGUGGCUGCACCCCCCUGCAAUGUCAUUCCAAUUUCACCAGGUGAGGUGCCAAGUUUACGAGUCAAUUGUUUCCAUGGUGUUAGCUUACAAUAUGUGUGAUAGCCAGGCAAAAGCUACUCGCCUCGACAUUUUGCCUGCUGUCAGCCAACUCCAUGCUGCCAUCCACAUCAAUGUUGCCAACCGCCUCAAUGCUGUCACCCACAUCCAUGUUGCCGAAGCUACCAGCCUGCACCAGCGCCAGCUCCCAAAUCCACCUGCUGCAGAACUACUUCACGAUCCCCCUCGUGUUCGGCGCCAUCGUGCUGUGAGAAGCUCCAAGUCGUCAUGCUGCCUGGCUCCGAGAUGCGCGCCACUGUCGUCAGACGAAGAGUGCUAUGAAUUCCAGGCGACAGGCUACAAACUGAAGUGUGUGAAGGUGUCAUGCUCAGAGGAACCAAUUCCAUCCCACGCCCCACCGAAAGUCGAGGAUGACUGCGCCGAAACCGGUCCAGAGAAUGAAGAACUAACCGCUGGGCCUCCUGAGGAGUGA